CUCUUCUCGGAGCUGGUGCAGUACUGCCAGCGCCGCGUGGCCUCGGUGGCCGAGCUGCAGGCCCGGCUGGCCCAGCUGGGCCAGCACGUGGGGCUGCGGGCCCUGGACGCUCUGGUGGCCCGCGAGAGGCCCGGGAGGCGCGAGACCAAGGUGCUGGGGGUGCUGCUGUUCGUCAAGGGGCCGCUGUGGCGGGCGCUGUUCGGGCGCGAGGCCGACAAGCUGGAGCAGGCCAACGACGACGAGCGCACGUUCUACGUGAUCGAGCGGGAGCCGCUGGUGAACACCUUCGUGUCGGUGCCGCGCGAGAACAGCUCCCUGAACUGCGCCGCCUUCGCCGCCGGCCUGCUGGAGGCCGUGCUGGGCGCCGCCGGCUUCCCCGCCCGCGUCAGCGCCCACUGGCACAAGGGCACCACCCUCAUGAUCAAGUUCGACGAGGCCGUCAUUGCCCGCGACAAGAGCCUGGAGGGGCGAUGAGGCGCUGGGAGAAGGGGACACGGGGUGGGGACAGGUUGG
This is a messenger RNA of Lonchura striata (white-rumped munia), 513 nucleotides long. The record is from RefSeq and is a predicted model, not a curated record. NCBI's taxonomy places the organism in Eukaryota, Metazoa, Chordata, Aves, Passeriformes, Estrildidae.